This is a messenger RNA of Parathielavia appendiculata, 864 nucleotides long. RefSeq lists its product as uncharacterized. The record is from RefSeq and is a predicted model, not a curated record. The coding region runs from base 113 to 670 and encodes 185 amino acids. NCBI's taxonomy places the organism in Eukaryota, Fungi, Ascomycota, Sordariomycetes, Sordariales, Chaetomiaceae. The transcript is spliced from 4 exons.
CUGACCGUCCUUGGCAGAAAUAGGAGUUCUUCUGAUAAUUUAAUGAACGAUAAUAAUACGUUGUUGCUCAGUGUUUGAUCAGACAAAGAGAGCAUCCGACUCAAAACGCGUGAUGUGGGCUGUCAGAGGCAAGUCCCGAGGACGCACAGACUCGAUCAAGCCAUACUCCAUAAUCCCCGCCUUCCUCUCCGGGAAGAAACAGACACAAGUUACUGUCGUAUCUGCGGACGGGAAAUUUGGAAUUGAGCCGAGGAUGACAGCUCAUGACGAGUGUUCCCAGGUUGUUCGACAAAUCGGCAAACGCCAAUUGCCGCAGUCCGCCCUCCCCCACGUCCGAGCCUGGACAAGACUAUGUAUGCCACCAAACGCUCAGGGGGUGGAACCGUCAAGCGGCAAAUACUGGCAACAGGGGAGGAUUUCAAAUCGAGGCAUGGACCAGCAGUUGGCCCCUUUCACAGUUCGCGAACCCGGUCCCGCACCAAAGGCAUGCCUUGCUUGGUUCCGACCAAGGCCCGGGCACCGUUGCGAGUGGCCGUUUCGAUCUCGUGGGGACUUUCUCUGCAUUUUGUCGUGGCCCGCUCACUCUUCGGGGUCAGCUUCGUCGUCUCCACACGGGCUGUGGCUAGCUCGCUGCCUACCUGCGCCAGGAAGAGAGACAUGGUCGGACUAGCUGAUGAUUGUAAGCGUCGACUUGGCCGACAGUUUGCCAAGUUUUAUGCACCAGUUCCCUCUGAGGCAUGUACCGACCACUCCCGAAUCACAAGGCGGGCGACAGACUGCCGGUAUUUGCAUGUUACUCGUGGGGAAAGGGAUCAUGAUGGGCCGGUCAAGCCCAACCACGACUGAAAUCUUGACGGAUUUCAA